UUCCGUUGCUACAGGAGCCGCAAGCCGGAGAUGUCAAAGUGCUGAGUCAGGCGAAACCCUCACUCGCGAGACUGUUUACACGGGACAGCAACAGGAUCCUUAUUGUAAAGAAAUAAUGGAUGAAAUUAGCACAGAUACGAGGUCAAAAUUCUUUAUCAGUGACGAUGGGCUUCUGUACGCGGGACCAAAUUUGGAAAACGGAAAGUUGGUUGUACCUCAUAACUUGAUACAGCCCAUUAUCAAAAUGCAUCGUGAUAAGGUGUUUGCAGGGCAUCAGGGAGUGAAACGGACCCGAGACUUAAUUAAACUUAACUACUUUUGGCCCAAUAUGGACCGGGAUGUGGAAACGUACGUGAGGCAGUGCGAAUCGUGUGCCAAGUUUAAGGUAGGGCGACACCCCACUGCACCCUUGGGAGAGUUACCUGAGACGACUUCCCCAUUCGAAAUGACCUCUAUAGAUAUAUGUGGCCCUUAUCCAGAAACAAAGAGGGGAAAUCGGUACCUUCUUACUUUCAUAGACCACUUUAGCCGUUAUCCGGAAGCUAUCCCCAUACCCCGGCAAGACGCCCCAACAGUCGCGCGGGCUCUUGUUACGGACAUAUUUUCACGGUUGGGUUGUCCUCAGGCUCUAUCAUCGGAUAAAGGAUCCAACUUCAUGUCGGAACUUUUCCAGGAGAUGUGCAAGCUGCUGCAGGUGAAAAGAAUUAACUCCACUGCGUUCAAUCCGCAGAUGCAAGGCAAGGUUGAGAAAUUUCAUCUGGGACUCAACCAAACCAUGAGCCACUAUGUAAAUAAGUAUGGGAAUGACUGGGAUGAGUUCGUGAACUACGCCCUGAUGGCCCAUAGGGCCAUUCCUCAUUCCAUUACUCGAUACAGUCCGUUUUACUUGCUACACGGACGUCAGAUGCGCCUUCCCAUGGAGGAUGACCUCACUACUGGAAAAUUUUUAAAGGGGGAACCGAAAGAUAACCGUAGUUUGAUUCAGGACCACAUUGACACUUUGGCUGACCGCCUCGAGGAGGUGUACCGUGUUGUAAGAGAAAAUAAUAAGGUGGGCAGAGAGAGACAGAAGGAAUGGUAUGAUAAGGGAACCAGAUUAGUUAUUUUCCAACCCGGUGAAAUGGUUUAUCUUCGUCAGAUGAGCAAGGUCAAACGUGGUUGUCCAAAAUUUAGGCUUAGGUGGAGGGGCCCUUACGAGGUGGUACGUAGAUUGUCCGAUUUGAAUUAUCUUGUGCGAGUAUCCCAAAGGAAGGAGCUGGUGGUAAAUGUUAACAAAAUGAAGAAAUGUUGCGUGAAAACUGUCCCCGCGCCAAGUGGGACAAGGGAUAUCCCGUUAAGGGUUCAGGAAAGAGACGAAGGUCAGGACGAGGCGAAUGACGAGGGAAUAACUCCACUUGCCUCCCAUGAUCACGAUGAGGAUGAAGGUAGCUUCGUCUUUACGCCAACCACUUUGACAGGCGAGAGGACCGAGGAUCGAAGUCAGGGCCCCACCUGGGAACCCAGUAGACAUCAGGAGGUUCAGAGAGCCACCGACGAGUCACCCGACACCGGAAGGGAAAUGGGGGCUAGGUACUGGUUACGGAGUAGGCAAGGGGAAGACACAGUAGCGUCUGAUGGGACACCGACAGAAAGAGAGGGCGAAGUGAGUGACCCUGAGGAAACGGACGCUGAGCCCCGCCCGAGCGGAUUACCCGAAACAGGGAACGUCCCGGAACACGAGGAAGGCACUGAGCAACCCCCUCGAUAUAACUUGCGACCACUCCCAGGGAGGAAAAUUUAAAUUAUGAAUUGUUUAGUUACUUAGACAAUUAACUUUUUGUUUAAUUAGAGAUGUAGGAGCACAUAAAGACAAGAGAAGGGGAAGUGAUUCACGCCAUUCAAAAGCAAUUAACUUAUCUUAAAUCCAUAGAUGAGGCCAUUUCCGAGUACACUAUGGGAUUGGCAACCGUGACCUGAGUUCUUAAGAGUGUGAUCACUAACGCCCUUACUUAUCAGAAAUCUGUUGAGGACGAAAUUCAGAACUUGAAAACAUUGAUAAAUUUUCAGGCAAAUGUUUCACGCGUCAUGUGCGAAUUGGAAUUUACAGUGAUGCAGUUACAGCAAUCGGUCAUACAACUGCAAGAGGGGUUAGAAAUCAGUGCCGCUGGAAGGCUAUCUUCAGUUUUGAUUCCUCCGCAUAACUUAUCCAAAAUUUUACAAGAAGUUGCUUUGAGAUUGCCCCAGGAUGUUUCGCUAAUAGCCGGUUUUACUGUGGAAAAUAUGUAUGUGUACUAUGAGGUUGUGACUGUGCAGGCAUACGCUACUGCUAUGACCAUUCGUCUCAUAGUACGCAUCCCACUGAGAGGGGCCUACCGAGGUAUGACCGUUUUUAAGAGUGUUCCUUUACCAACCUAUUCAGAUGUAUUGGGAAGACACAUUCAAAUUGAACCAGAAGCACCUUAUUUAGCAGUGACCGAAAACAGGCAGUACUACUCCCCCCUGGCGACGGCAGACUUGCAACCAUGUAGGAAGGGGUCAGUUAAUAUUUGUGAAGCCACUAUACAUAAGAAUCAAGCGACUUGCGUUUCGGCUUUAUACUUCGGCCAGACAGAUUUUGCACAUAAAUUUUGCCGGAAGGUUAUUUUAAAUGAAAAAUUUAACCCCAUAUGGCUUCAGGCGAAAGGAUUUCGCCCUUUUUGGAUUUAUAGUCUGCCCUCGCCAACUAUUGUUACGAAGACAUGUAAAGGGAAUGGCGCCACCCAAAGUUUUAAUAUUGAAUUAUCUCACACGGGCAUACUAAUGGAUGAUAUUCAUUGUCAGUUUUAUUCUGAGGCCUUUAUUCUGUUGCCGGUGUCGGAUGGCUAUACGAAUGUGUCGCUCACCAGCAACCAGGUUCUACCCCCACACCUGCCCGAGCUGAUGUCGCGUGAGGAACGGCGCCAAAUCACGCACGAUGAGUUGCGGACACGCCGUUCAUUUGCGGCCCUGGAGAUCGUCGUGCGACAGAGUUCACACGUCAACCAACAGCCCUAUGUCGAGCUGAGAGAUCUCCUGGACACCGUGUCUACUGAUGGGGCUAUGAUGAGCCAAGUAACUUGGUUGUAUAUGUUGAUCGCCUUUAGCAUUAUCCUGCCAUUUGUAAUCCUCACCCUUAAAUACUGGCGACAUCCUAUAACCCUCCUGAUCUGAAGAGUUCUCCCAUGUACCACUGACCAACGACCAUGUGUCCCAGACAGCGAAUCGACCGGCCGCAUGCAGAGUCCCAGCUAUGGACUCAGGGGUGACCAAUCGCUUUGGCUCUGUCGAAACUCCCGAUGAGAAUGUGGAGGACGCGGCGUCACAUUCCGCUGCGUCACUUUGGGUGGAGGCAGAAACGGUAUCCAGACCAGCUCCAGCUGCCCAGCCAGAGGCCGCUGAACGAACGUACUUCGCUCAGCCCGGAAGAUUUCAGCUCCUGAACUGAGCGAGAAUGUCCACACGCAGAGGCCCAGAAUAACUGUGGCCAUAAAUGAGUGAAUUAUUUGAACAAUUAAAGGACUCACCCAUGAACUUUGCCACCAUUUAAACUUGUAUAAUUUUUUUGCAUACUCCGCAUAUACUGUUUCAGUAUUGUAUUUACUAUUUUUGUUGUGAUAUAGUAGCUAACUGUCUUUGUAAGAGUUCACGUGGGUACAGCUUGAUGUUUGCUGUGUUUGAGAAAUCGGAGAGGUGGAUCUGAGAUGCAAGGGACCCAGUGAGUCAAAGUGGUAAGAGGUCUGGAUGAAAACCUCAACUCGUUGGAGUUAAUAUUUCCAUUUUAUGUGGGGGUAAUGUUGAGCCCAUUUCAUUAGUUAUUAAGUAUAAUUUUUGUAAGAUUGUGUGCUUAGGUUAAAAUGUUAGACGGCUGGCCGGAAGGUGUGGAGACAGCCGCCGCUGACUCUUCACGUUCCUUGGCAGUCGAUCGAAUUGUUUUUAGAAAAGACUGUUUACGCAUCAGUGGAAAGACCCGGUCAAGUUUCGCUUCGCGCGACAAGACAUGUCCGGCAAGAUGCCGACCUCAGGGAUUUCGUGUGCGCAGCUUUCGCAACUUGGGAAAAAGUUGAAUCUUGGAAUUGGGAAAAACAGGCCGUUUCAGGCACUCUGUUUCUAGCAGUUGCCAGAAACGGAGUAAAGCAAAGUGUGCCUGUGGAAAACCUUGGGAUGGCGCCAGUGUUUUUCAUGUGCAUCAUGGUUAGCGCGAGUGAAUACUUGCCAGUGGUCGGGUCACUGAUGGCUUAUUAGAACUUCUGGUUUAAAUUAUUUUGGUGGGUUAAUG
Cryptotermes secundus is the source of this 4273-nucleotide messenger RNA. Its product is annotated as retrovirus-related Pol polyprotein from transposon 412. Bases 116 to 1780 code for a protein of 554 amino acids. Gene Ontology annotation, molecular function: nucleic acid binding. Gene Ontology annotation, biological process: DNA integration. The transcript is spliced from 2 exons. NCBI's taxonomy places the organism in Eukaryota, Metazoa, Arthropoda, Insecta, Blattodea, Kalotermitidae. The record is from RefSeq and is a predicted model, not a curated record.